CCCGGCUCUCAGUUCUCUUGCAGCCGCCCCAGAGAACAGCGGCCGCCCGCCCAACCAGUGCUCGAGUUCGCGUCUACGAACUUCGCUUAUCCAACUAUUUGACUCACACGAAAAAAACAGGAUAUCAGUAACAAGUAGACAGGACAAACCUACUUCGUAAUUCACCGUUAAUUAAUUAAAGAUGUCGCCGUUGUUGAUGACUACAUGAGAAUGUGAAUUACAGUGUAAAACCAACUGUGAGACGUAGAGUAAAUAAUAUAAAAAAUAACAUGGUCAAUUGUUGGUUGUAAAUAGUAAAUAAUGCAGAAUAAUACGACACGUGCCAUAGAUUACCGGAGUGACCCUAAAUACCAGUGGUUUGCGAGCUUACGGAGAAAAUGUUUUAGAGAGAAUAUCACCCAUAGCAGCGUUCUCAAUGAACAAUACAAUGAAGGUGAAGAGUGGUGCCCGCGGAUAUUCGAUGGUUUCUCUUGCUGGGACGCGACUCCAGCCGCCACCACAGCGUACCAGCCGUGCCCGAAGUUCAUCAUCGGUUUCGAUCCAAGACGUUAUGCCUACAAGACAUGUACGGCGAAUGGAACAUGGUUCGUGCACCCACACGGGAACAAACCCUGGACCAACUACACAACCUGCGUAGAUGUCGAGGAUUUAGAUUUCCGAAACCUCGUGAACAACAUCUAUGUAGUUGGAUACUCCUUAUCGGUGGCCGCUUUGAUGAUCUCCGUCUUCAUAUUCCUCUACUUUCGGGCCCUGCAGUGCACGCGGAUUCGUAUCCACGUCCAUCUCUUCAUGUCCUUCGCUCUGAACAAUAUCUUAUGGAUUGUGUGGUACAGAACCGUUGUCAACAAAGUCAGUGUGGUCCAGGAUAAUACGGAAUGGUGUCAAAUCCUGCACGUUGUAACUAACUACUUCAUGGUCACAAGUUACCUGUGGAUGUUUUGCGAGGGUCUACAUCUACACAUAGCUCUCGUUGUGGUGUUCGUGAAGGACGAGGUGGCGAUGCGAUGGUUCAUAGCUCUCGGCUGGGGUGUCUCGCUGAUCAUCGUCGUGAUUUACGCAAUAACCAGAUACCUAACACCGGGAGCGACGGACAGGUGUUGGAUGGAUCAAAGUGACACCUUUUGGAUCAUCAUAGUGCCAGUGGGACUGUCCUUGCUGGCUUCAUUCGUAUUUCUGGUGAACGUAGUACGGGUGCUACUGACGAAGUUGCACCCAGCACCGAACCAGCACGCUUCUGUAGCGGCGAGAAAGGCUGCGAGAGCCGCUCUUAUAUUGGUCCCUCUAUUCGGACUACAUUUCAUUUUAAUACCAUUUCGACCGCUGCCUGACUCGCCAUGGGAAAAAACUUAUCAGAUUGUAUCGGCACUUCUUACGAGUUUACAGGGUCUAUGCUUGGCGAUACUAUUCUGCUUCACCAACCAUGACGUCGUGGUCGCCACAAAAACAUACUUAUCACGAUUUCGCACAAAUAACGAGGGCAUCCCUAUGACUGGUAACACAUACCCAUUAACUGGGUCGGUUUUAAAUCUUAUUUCAUUAGCUUUAAGAUAAUAUUAAAUACUAUUAAGCAAACGGCGCUCGAACUCAGCGUCGUUUGAAAAAAGAGGUGGUAACCAAUUCGACAAUUUUCAUCAAAAUUCACUUUUAAUCCAAUUGCUUAUUCAAUCACCAAUUCGAUUACACUGCAUAACAUGCCUGCCAUCUGUAGCUUGAUUAAUAGCAAUUAACGCUGAGCUCGUUCUUCUAGAUAUGACCCACAUUUGGCAGCUCACUUCAGGAGGAUCUCAUUCGGCUUUACGUCACACUUGAAUUGUUCUGCACAUUUCAAUCGCGUCGAUAUGACACGACGCAAUACAAAUCAGUGGUCAACAGCCUGUACACAAAUAGAUUACUCAUAUUUUAUCUACAAUACAUUAUCAAUGAUUGAGUGUUUUAGAAGCAAACAGUUAGCUGCUAAUUGUGAUCUUAUCUAGUAAUGCCUUUAAUUCAUUUGUGUUUGUGAUCGUUUGUAAUAUAAUACACUAUUUUAUAUAAGUAUCUACUAAUGAAAUAACUCCUCAAAUUCAAAGAGAUCACUUUCAGUUGAUAUAUUUACUUUGUACGCACCCAUGUGAACGGAAUUCCUUCAAAACAGCCUCGACAGUACCGACAUGCCAUUAAAAGCAUUUCAUCAAAGUGCUUCCUUCACAGAAUGUAAAAUAAUUCAAUAUUAUCUAUUUAUUUCAGGGUUACAUAUAUGAGAAUAUUAUUCAAUAAGCGUGUCAAGGAAAAUAUAUCCUUAUGCUAAUGUAAUAACGCACAUUUCACGUUUUUCAGGUGUAACCGGGGGUGAGAGCUUAGUGAAUACCAGAGACCACGUUGUAUGACCUAAACUAUAACCGCGUAGGUCAAUUAUGUAAUUAUAAUAUAAUUUAAUAUUAAUGUAAGUGAUAUGUGAAUAUUAUGUAAAUGACUAUGCUAACCUGAAUAUACUCAGAAUAAUAUAAUCGACAGAAGAUAUCUGUGUCUGUA
Messenger RNA from Helicoverpa armigera (cotton bollworm), 2511 nucleotides. RefSeq names its product calcitonin gene-related peptide type 1 receptor (gene NGR-B4). The transcript has 12 exons. The coding region runs from base 301 to 1551 and encodes 416 amino acids. Lineage: Eukaryota; Metazoa; Arthropoda; Insecta; Lepidoptera; Noctuidae. Gene Ontology annotation, molecular function: calcitonin receptor activity. Gene Ontology annotation, biological process: adenylate cyclase-modulating G protein-coupled receptor signaling pathway; cell surface receptor signaling pathway. Gene Ontology annotation, cellular component: plasma membrane. The record is from RefSeq and is a predicted model, not a curated record.